Molecule: messenger RNA, 3996 nt
Organism: Etheostoma spectabile (orangethroat darter)
Lineage: Eukaryota; Metazoa; Chordata; Actinopteri; Perciformes; Percidae
Gene: bmp3
Product: bone morphogenetic protein 3
Exons: 3
Coding region: 439-1833 (464 amino acids)
Biological process (GO): osteoblast differentiation
Cellular component (GO): extracellular region
Molecular function (GO): cytokine activity; growth factor activity
Source: RefSeq, a predicted model, not a curated record
UCCCAAAAGUCCUAUAAUACCAAGCACAACAUGCUUUACCUUCAAUGAAAGCUGAGACGGGGGGACGGUUGACUGCUGGUCCUGAAAUCAGUCUAGAGCUCGGAUACAAAACCAAGAGCCUCGCUGUUUUAGCGGCUUAGUUCUCCCGCAUCUGUUCCACUACAACUUCUGCUGUGAACAUUUAUCAUUCACUGACUGUGGCAUGUUUAGAACUGCAACUUAUCAAAAGCAGAGAGACAACUUGGUUAACGCUCUUACUUUUUCCUUCCCACCUUCCUCUCUUGCUGCGACUGUUGUCUAAGGUAAUGGUAUCAUUUUCUAAGAGAGGACUCCUCAGGUGAUGGUCUGUCUUUUUGGAGAUAGUGACCGCUUUUGGAAACGGGCUAGGUUUUCCACUACUAAGAUUUUUUCUGCUGCUACCUUCGCUUUGGCUCAAUCAUGGCUCUAUACUCUCGGUUUGUGGUCGUACUGCUUUACGGAUGGAGUUAUAUGUGCGUUGGAUACUGCGCGAUGCUGAAAACAGACAGUUUCCCCGACAGACGAAAGGUGGAUUUUACGCAUUCGGAGGAUAAAAAGUACCCUGCUAAAGACGACCAGGAUCUGCUUUUACAGGAUACUAUGACGGAACACAUGCAGAUGCUUUACGCGAAGUACAACCGGGCGGGAUUUCCAUUCAAGGACGGCAACACCGUCCGCAGUUUCAAAGCGCACUGGGGUACGAUAAACAAGAAGCAGCUGCAGAUUUUCAACCUCACCUCCCUCACCAAGUCAGAAGACGUUCUGUCUGCCACUCUUCAUUAUUACAUUGGAGACAUUCAGAACAGCACCCACGGCUGCUCCAGGUCAAAAAGCUGUGGACGCCACGGCCCCCGGAGGCACAACCACAUCCACAUGGUCAUCUGGAGUUUUGCCUCUGUAGAUAACAAGAUAAGGACUCUAGGACACUUUCAGAUCAAUGUGUCGACCCUCUAUAGGGACUUCAUAUCUUGGCAGUGGAAGGACGUUACUCGUGUGGUCAACCAGGCCAAGCACCACGACGAGCUGCUUAUUGGUAUCGAUGUGGCCUCCCAAGGGCCCCAGCAAUGGAAGAAGCUCCUGUCUGACCGCUCACCCUACAUCCUGGUCUACGCCAAUGACUCUGCCAUUUCAGAGCCUGAAAGUGUGGUAGCCACCCUCCAGAGACACCACUCAGUGGGAGGGGAAGGCUCCAUUUCACACAGCUUCCAAAAACUGGGACUGCGUGAGCGUAACAACACCGAACAAGAACAGCCGCAGCCCAGACACAAGCGCUCGGUGGACGUUCUGCUCCCAUUGCAAAACAACGAACUUCCUGGGCACGAGUAUCCCUACAAGACUACCGGGUGGGAUGAGACGAGUCCAUAUGAACCUUUCGAAAACAAGCAGCCCCGUCGGCCACGUAAAAAGACACGCAAGAAUCAGCGGCACAAGAUGCCUCUGCUGCAGUUUGAUGAGCAGACGAUCAAAAAGGCGCGAAAGAAGCAGUGGAACGAGCCCAGGAACUGCGCUCGCAGAUACCUGAAAGUGGACUUUGCUGACAUUGGAUGGAGUGAAUGGAUUAUAUCACCCAAGUCGUUUGACGCUUACUACUGCUCAGGGUCCUGCCAAUUCCCCAUGCCAAAGGCUCUGAAGCCCUCUAACCAUGCCACCAUCCAGAGCAUAGUGCGGGCGGUGGGCGUCGUCCCCGGCAUCCCCGAGCCUUGCUGUGUCCCAGAGAAGAUGUCUUCCCUCAGCAUCCUCUUCUUUGACGAGGACAAGAACGUGGUGCUGAAAGUCUACCCCAAUAUGACUGUAGAUUCUUGUGCCUGUAGAUAGUUUUUCUUUUGUCCUUCAAUGCCUGUUCACAAAAAAAACUCAUGUCAAACAGAGAAGAAAAAAAAAAAAAAAUCAACCCACGCAGCCAAAACUCUCUCCUCCUGUCCCUAAAGUCUUACACUCUUUCCCUCACAAACACCCAUUGAACACAACUUCCCUUUUGCACUGGAGGAGAGUACAGCCUGUUGUUCCAGGUAAAGAGGAGACUGGUCAUGGGAAGGAAUGGAUCGUGUGAGUCACCCUCGUGAAAGAUAACUGGAAUGGAAAGUCAAAUCUCCACGCUUCGAUUUCACCACCACUGUUUAUCUUUGUCUUAAUCAUCGCUGCUCAGUUGGGUUGGACGAGAGCAGGGUGAAUAGGAAUUAUAAACUCACUAUCAAGAUAUGCAAAUACUGAUCGAGGAAUAAGAAAGACAAGAAUUGAAGGAAAAAUCACUUUUCAGGAUAAAUGAUCUCAGUUUGAACUGAUGCCUCUGGCGGGGGGGGGGGGGGGGGGGGGGGGGGGGGGGGGGGGGGGGUCAUUCUCAUCUUUCUCUCCUUCAUAGCUUGAAGUUGUCUUUUGUUAUUACCACCAAGUCACCUAUGCUCGCACUUGCAUGGUUUUUGUUACUAUUUGUAUGUAUUUAUGUCUGUACUGUACUAUCACUGUGUUAUUCGCUAUAUGAGAAGUUAUUGUAUAAUUAUUGGCUUGGCUGCUAUAGAGAGAUAUAUUAGAUUCCAAAGCCAGAAUUGUGACGUAGACGGUACAGUAGAUAGCCGUACAUAUUUGUGUUUAGAUCACCGCUCCGAUGUACAGUACCACAUUUUAAGAGUUUAUUAUAUGAGGAAGUGUAAGCUACUUUUCAUUUGUGGUCUUCAUUAACAGUUGGAAUGGGAAGUUUUGGAGAUCCAAAAUACCAUUGUUUCACCAAGAAGAUGUUUUGCAAAUAAACUUUUGAUUUGGAAAGAUAAAACAAUACAGCAUAUGAAAAGGAGAAAGGGCAUUGAACAAGGACUAUCAGCAUGUGUUCAUGACAAGUGUAAAACCACAGGACUCUAAAAUCCAAUUGAUAUGUGGAAUUUUGAAAGCCUUGUUGGACCUGACAAGCUCAGAAAGAAAUCUAAUAAGUCGUGGCAGGCAUACAAGUUUAAUACUAAUGGUUUCAAUGGACUGGAUGGAUAUCAGAAUGAACCUAUUUGUUUUUGGCAUUGUUGAAGUUCAGAACAUGUUGCCAUUACAUUCUGUUUAAAAGUAUGUAUCGUAUUUACAGCAUAGAAUUACAUGUAUUAAGAAAAACUAUUAUAAACUGACAGAAGGCUUCUAGAAAUCUGUUUUAAUCAACUAAAAUAUCAAAAAUGUCAGUUACAAGUAAAUAUACACGGCUGGUCUGGAAUCAGUUUUCGUUCUCAUAUCCUAAAGGCUCAUCAUUUUUGUUUUUUUGCCAAUUUUCUUUGAAAAAAUACCUGGAUUAAAUGUUGAAAUGGAUUGAAAACACGAUUGUGUUUUCAGGUCCAAGACAAAAACUGGGAACUAUAGUUUACAGUAAACGGGGUCCUCUGGUGGCAACCCUAGAAAAUAAAAUGAGCGGUGCAUUAUGUGCGAGUUCCUCAAAGUAAUUCAAUAUUUUGCUUCUGGGAUUUUAUUACUAAGUUUUCACCCAGAUGUUCUCAUCAGAUCUUCAAAUUCUCAUUUAAAAUCAAAAUCAAAAAUGGUGAGCACUACUUAUAAUAUAUUGAAAGGUCAGGGAGAUCUGGUCUGUUUUCCUGGGUCACAUAAGCCUUUAAUUAUUACUGUAUAGUGAAGAUUUUACAUAAAUCAUUAAUACUUGUUAUCAGGUCAACAUUGAACAACAGGCACACCUGGAAGAGCAGUUAACACGUUGUAACGUUGCCUUGGUUGUUUUAUUAUUGUCGGAGUUCAUAAAACCAAAUAUUUAUUCAGAGCAAAUAGACUGAAAAUAUAGCAGCAAACCUUUUUUUCUAUACACUUGUACAUUGUUUUUGUAUAUAGCUUACUAUAUGUUUAUGCUAAUGUCUCUUUGAGAUAGAAGUGCCUUUUGAAAUGGUUUGAUUUGAGUCAUCGCCUCUUCAGAGGGGCUCGGUUGUUCAGAGAACUGAGCUCCGUUUGCAAUGAAGUCAAAGCAAGCAGCUGGGAAUAGUGUUUUUUUUUUUUUUUUCAUGGUAC